Messenger RNA from Lucilia cuprina (Australian sheep blowfly), 1706 nucleotides. It is a transcript of the gene SmydA-4, whose product is annotated as SET domain-containing protein SmydA-8. The transcript is spliced from 6 exons. Gene Ontology annotation, molecular function: protein binding. The record is from RefSeq and is a predicted model, not a curated record. NCBI's taxonomy places the organism in Eukaryota, Metazoa, Arthropoda, Insecta, Diptera, Calliphoridae. Bases 17 to 1606 code for a protein of 529 amino acids.
UAAUUAUUAUUUGUAUAUGAAAAAUAAGAAAAAACAACAACGUCAUCAUACACCGGUCAAUACCCCGCCACAGCAGCCAGAGGUGGAGGAAUUAACGGAAGAUUUAAAACAAUUGAAGUUAAGCGUCAAGACAGAGGAUGCUAAUUUGCCUUAUACCAUUGCAAUGUCCGAUAUCUAUGGCAGAUAUUUGGUGGCUAAACGUGAUUUAAAGCCGGGAGAAAUUUUGAUCACCGAGAAACCUUUGGCUGUAGGACCCUGUGUUUCAGCGGAUCCCGUUUGUUUGGGCUGUUAUAUGCCGGUAACAUUGAAGGCCACACAGUAUAGAUGUCCCUCUUGCCAUUGGCCCAUGUGUGGUCCUGCCUGUCGUGGUUACCACCAGCUGGAGGGUCAUUCUACCUAUGAAUGUGAACUCUUCAAAGAGGAGAAUACCUCUAAACCUCUCAUUGACACUGCUUCACCAGUGAAAAUUAAAAAUCUCUACGAACUGGUACUCAUCGUUCGCAUACUCCUAAUGAAACAACAUUCACCCGAUCUCUAUAAACGAAUCAUGCUAAUGGAAUCGCAUUUAGAAAUGCGUAAACUUAAUGCCGAACUAUGGAGUCAUUAUGAAAGUAAUGUAGUGACAUAUUUACGUGAAACUUGGCAUAUGGGCGGACAAUUUACCGCCGAAGAAAUACAUACAAUUUGUGGUAUUUUGGAUGUAAAUUGUUUUGAAAUUGGUCAAAAUUUUGCCAAAGCACGUACUUUAUAUCCUAGUGCUUUCCUAUUGGCUCAUGAUUGUUGUCCGAACACCUCGCAUACAGAUGAUCCCAAGACAUACGAUAUCAUAUUGCGCACCUCGAGGUCGGUGAAGAAGGGAGAGGCCUUGACCUUAAGUUAUGCCUACACCUUACAGGGUACUUUAAAACGCCGUGAUUUUAUGCAAGCUGGUAAACUGUUUUGGUGCUGCUGUAAACGCUGCUCGGAUCCGUAUGAAUUGGGUACAGAUUGCAGCGCUAUUAGGUGUAUGAAAUGUAAAAAGGGUUUCAUAAGGGCCACGAAGCCUUUGGAACAGGAAGCGGAUUGGAAAUGCUCUAGCUGCCCCCAAAUCCUUCUGGCCCCGGAGGUAUCAAAACUUUUGGAUAAAAUCAACAAUGAUCUGGAAUCAAUAGAUGUACAUGAUGUGCCCGGCUUGGAAAACUUUUUAAAAAGAUAUAACGAUAUCUUGGGUCCACAUCAUUAUCUCCUUCUGUCGGCCAAAUACUCUCUCUGUCAAUUAUAUGGCAAAAUUGACAACUACUUAUUGCCUCAACUGUCUUUGGAAGAUUUGCAAAGAAAACAAAGAUAUUGUAAAGAAUUUUUAGAAGUAAUAGAUGUUUUAGAACCGGGUCUGACAAGAUUAAGAGGUCUGAUCAUGUAUGAGUUGCAUGCGCCGAUUAUGAUGCUAUCACAGUAUAUGAUAAUGAAUAACUUGAUAACGCGCAAACAAUUUAAUCAAAAUAUCAAAGAAGUCAUACAACUUUUAAAGGAAAGUGCCUUGAUAUUGAAAAUGGAACCGGCAGGGUCGUCAGAGCAUCAAAUGGGUUUAGCGGCUGCAGAAGCUUUGGAGAAAAUGGGAGUAAAUUGAGAAGAUUGAUUUUUUUUGUAAUCUUAAAGAAAGUUUGUAAAUUUGAAAGAUUUUUAAAAUAAAAGUAUGUAUUUUUUGUUUAAGAAGUCCAACUUCGGUA